Molecule: messenger RNA, 2118 nt
Organism: Mercenaria mercenaria
Lineage: Eukaryota; Metazoa; Mollusca; Bivalvia; Venerida; Veneridae
Product: zona pellucida sperm-binding protein 3 receptor-like
Exons: 12
Coding region: 1-2118 (705 amino acids)
Source: RefSeq, a predicted model, not a curated record
AUGUUAUCCUCUAUGCCUGUCAGUGAAAUACAAGCCAAAUACCAAAAUUGUGGAGAUGUGUCAUUAGUGACUAUAUCAAAUGCAAAGAAAAGACUUCUUGUCAGUGAUACAAAAUACAAUUCAACCGCAAAUAUAAGCUGUGAUAUUGGAUAUUACGAACAAAAUACAACGCAAACAGAAGGGAUUUCAACUGCUGAGAUAAGAUGUGGUGACAAUGGAUCAUGGACCAAUUUACCGACGUGUGUUCGGAAAGACUGUCAUAAUGUGAGCGGAAUCAAAAUAGAUAAUGCAGCCAAUAGACGCCAGCAUUAUGACACCAAGUACAAUUCUACAGCAGACAUAGACUGUGAUGAAGGAUACUAUAACGUCAAGGACAAUCAAACGACAGGAAUAUCAACCACAACAAUAAGUUGUUCUGAGCAUGGAACAUGGGUGAACAUGCCUACGUGCGUAAUGAAAGAUUGUGGCAAGUUAGACAUACUGAAUAUAUCAAAUGCUAAAUCUAGGCUUCUUUUCGGUGACACAAACUACCAGUUGACAGCUGCUAUAAGCUGUGAUACUGGAUAUACUGAUAAAAAUAAACUGCAGACAGUGGAUACAUCAGCAUCUCAGAUUAAGUCUUCUACCAAUCGAACAUGGGAAAAUGUACCGAACAUAGACAAUGCAGCCAGCAGACGUCUGCAUAAUGACACCAAGUAUAAGUCAACAGCAGAUAUAGACUGUGAUGAAGGAUACUACAGCAAGAUGCAAGGUCAAACAGCUGGAAUAUCAACUACAACGAUAAGUUGUUCUGAGCAUGGAACAUGGGUGAAUAUACCCACGUGCGAACGGAAAGAUUGUGGAAAUAUGUCACCACUGACCAUACCAAAUGCAAAGAAAAGACUUCUUGUCAGCGAUACGAAAUACAAUUCAACCGCAAAUGUCAGCUGUGAUAUCGGAUAUUACGAACAAAAUACAACGCAGACAGAAGGAAUUUCAACUGUUGAGAUAAGAUGUGAUGAGAAUGGAUCAUGGACAAAUUUACCGACGUGUGUUCGGAAAGACUGUCACGAAGUGAGCAAUAUAAUAAUAGAGCAUGCGGCCCGUAGACGUGUACAUAAUGACACCAAAUACAAUUCAACAGCAGAUAUAGACUGUGACGAAGGAUAUUACAACAUCAUGGACAAUCAAACAAUUGGAAUAUCAACUACAACAAUUAUUUGUUCCGAGCAUGGAACAUGGGUGAAUAUACCUACGUGCGUACGGAAAGAUUGUGGAAAGUUAGACAUGCUGGAUAUAUCAAAUGCUAAACUCAGGCUCACAUUAGGUGAUACAAAAUACCAGUCGAAUGCUGUCAUACGCUGUGAUACUGGGUAUACUGAUCAAAAUAAACCCCAGACAUUGGAUACAUCUGCAACUCAGAUCAAGUGUUCUGCCAAUGGAACAUGGGCAAAUUUACCGAAAUGUGUAAAGAAAGAUUGCGGCAAUAUUUACAAUAUCAGCAUAAAAAAUGCAGCCAAUAGACGCCUGCAUAGUGACACCAAGUACACUUCAACAGCAGAAAUAGACUGUGAUGAAGGAUAUUACAACAUCCAUGAUAGUCAAACGACUGGAAUAUCAGCUACAACAAUAAAUUGUUCUGAGCAAGGUACAUGGGUGAAUAUACCCACGUGUGUACGAAAAGAAUGUGGAGGCUUAAGCCUGUUAAAUAUAUCAAAUGCUGAGAACAGGGAUCCUAUUAAUGGCACGAAAUACAACUCGAUAGCAAAUAUUAGCUGUGAUGCUGGAUAUAAAGAACAAAAUGAAAGUCAGUCAGAAGGAAUUACAAGUAUCUUUAUAAGAUGUGACGAAAAUGGAACAUGGGCAAAUCAACCUACGUGUGUCAGGAAGGAUUGUGGUGAUUUGUAUAAUAUCAGCAUAGACAAUGCAGUCCAUAGACGCCUGCAUAAUGACACCAAGUACAUGUCUACAGCAGAUAUAGACUGUGAUGAAGGAUACUAUAACCAUAAUCAAACUCAGACAACUGGAAUAUCAACUACAACAAUAAAUUGUUCGGAACAUGGAAUAUGGGUGAACAUGCCUACAUGCGUACAGAAAGGAGAAUAUUGCACUGCUUCAAUAUUCAGGAACUUUAUUUAG